Molecule: messenger RNA, 2205 nt
Organism: Haliotis rubra (blacklip abalone)
Lineage: Eukaryota; Metazoa; Mollusca; Gastropoda; Lepetellida; Haliotidae
Product: guanine nucleotide-binding protein-like 1
Exons: 13
Coding region: 152-1897 (581 amino acids)
Molecular function (GO): GTPase activity; GTP binding
Source: RefSeq, a predicted model, not a curated record
ACAUUUACUGCGAACCUUCAAGAUGUCAGCCCCCAGACUAUUUCUCUUGUUAUGAAAUACAUUGAGAGGUGGUAUUUCCAAAAGGGAAGCCACCUGAAAGCGUUGGAACGUUAUUUUCUAGUUAGACACAUGUGGUGGAUAUUACUGAAAAAUGCCAAGAAAAGUAGCGUUCAGUGUUAAGCAGAAGAAAAAACAACUGCAGGAACGACGACAGAGGAAACAAGCCAGAUCAAAUGCAGACAGUGACACUGACUCCGACAAUGGUGAUGUGCAUGGGGGAAGUGUGUCUGAAGGAACAGCAGAAUCAGCCAUUUCUGUCAACAAGAUUAACCAACAACCUUCAAAUGUACCAGAUCGACGACUCGAUCCUAACAGAUUCCGCCUCCAUUUCUUCAAAAUGAGUGACAAGGAACUUGAAAAGAAGAGAGAAGAAUGUGGAAAACUUAUAACAAUUCUACCAGAGGAUGCCCUGGAGACAGACAUAGAUGACAUCUACAAGCCAGGCACUGUCUUGGACCUACCAAAGAGACCUGCAUGGACAAGUGCUACAUCUAAAGACGCUCUAGAGAAGAGUGAGGACGAAUAUUUCCAGAGUUACCUUGACAACAUAUUUGCUGUGUAUGGCCCCAAGGAGCUGAGCUUCUUCGAAAUGAACCUCGAGACCUGGCGGCAAUUGUGGCGGGUCACGGAGAUGUCGGACAUCAUGCUGCUAGUCACAGACAUCAGGCAUCCAGCCCUUCACUUCUCACCUGCUCUUUACGAUCACGUGACACGGGACCUAAACAAACCCAUGAUCCUCAUCCUCAACAAGGUCGACCUUGCUCCACUUGGUCUGGUUGUGGCAUGGAAGGACUACUUUCAGAAACACUUCCCCAAAUUGCACAUUGUCUUCUUCACAUCAUAUGCUGAGGCCGCGAGCCACCAGGGAAGUCUGCAGCAAAGUAAAUGUCUCAUCAAAGGCCACAAAAAGGGAAGACAAAUUAAGUCAGUUGGAUCAAGGGAACUUCUAGAGGCUUGUGAGAGUCUUGUUGAUGGGACAGCAGUUGACCUUAGCAGUUGGAGGUCAAAGGUUGAAGGUCAGGAGGUUGACAAGGAUGAAGAUGCAGAUGUGGACACAGGUGAGGUGCCAGCAUCACCUGGAAAAACAUCACCUGCAGAUGACAACGGCCAUGUGAGGUUCAGAGAUGGGGUGUUGACAAUAGGCUGUGUAGGAUAUCCCAAUGUUGGCAAGUCAUCUCUCAUCAAUGGCCUGGUUGGGAAAAAGGUUGUGAGUGUGUCAAAGACACCAGGCCACACAAAGCAUUUCCAGACUAUUUUCCUAACACCAACAGUCAAGUUAUGUGACUGCCCUGGACUUGUCUUCCCGUCUCUCAUAGAGAAACCAUUGCAGGUUCUGGCUGGUAUUUUCCCUGUGGCUCAUGUGAGAGACCCGUACUCGUGUAUCGCAUUCCUGGCAUCAAGGAUCGACCUCACUCUCAUCCUCAAGCUCACACAUCCCAAAACAAAUCGGCUGAACGUAAAAGAUCUAAAAUGGACAGCAUAUGACAUAUGCAUAGAGUGGGCAGUGAAGUGUGGCUACAACACUGCCAGAGGGGCACGUCCCGACAUCUACAGAGCAGCCAAUCAUAUUCUCAGGAUGACGGUAGAAGGGCGGCUACGACUUAACUUCACCCCACCAGGCUACACAGAGAGUAAAGAAACUUGGCGGAAUCACCCAGAAGUGACAGUCUUACUGAGGAGGGGUCAGUCUGUCUUGCGUGGAUAUCGGAGAGAAAUUGACACAACAUUAUCCAGUGACACUGAUGAAGAGGAAGUUCUCUCAUCAAGUGCAUCAGCCAAUCAGAGCAUCGAAGAGACGGAUGUCAGCAACCCCUUCUCUAUGCUUUCUGGAGACUGAGGAUGUGGAACGUUUGGAAACUAACAAUUUUUAUCAGUGUACUCGGAUAUUGUCCAAUCUGUGAUAAAACUACGCUGGUGUUGGUUCAUUUUAACAUUUCAGCAAUACAGGAUCAGCUUUAAUAUCUUGCUGUAGAUCCACCCUGAUCAUUAAGAAGAUAUUUUACGGUUUUAUGAAAUGGGUUUGCUUGCAUCAACAGCAGUUUAUCAUCCAAGACGAUGUAGCAGUGGAUGUCAACCAUCCCUGCUUCCAUGUCUCCAUCCCUCCUCUGUUCAAGCUCUAGUGGAAUAAUAAAGAGAUGAAUGUUU